This is a messenger RNA of Mesocestoides corti, 2004 nucleotides long. Lineage: Eukaryota; Metazoa; Platyhelminthes; Cestoda; Cyclophyllidea; Mesocestoididae. The record is from the annotation of a GenBank genome assembly.
AUGGCGUCUUCUUUCUUGUCAGGCACACAGUAUUCGGUGCCCGUUGCCAGUUCUGCAAGUCAGAUUGGUGAAGCUGCAUCUUCAAUUGCCUCAGCUCAGGAACAGGGCCGUCUAUCGAGAAGAAAUCUGGUCGAGGUUUUUCGAAAAUUUCGAAAUUCAGCCCCAGAGGAAGUGAAAAAGGCUGCCGCGUCGGUUUUAAAGUGCUUUCAGACAGAAAUUGACAACCUUACCGCUAGGAGUCAGAAUGCGGAGGACGCCUUUAUUCAAGUUUAUCAACGUCUUGUUGAAAUGCCAGAUCCUUCCUUGGCACUUUCUGAAGCGGAGGCACUUAGCAAGCAUGCACAACGCGCCUCCGAUUUGACGUCAGAGAAUGCCAAACUGCGGGAAGCCGUCAAUGAGUUGAAGGCAGAAGUAAUUGCUGCUAGAUCCAACGAAUCCCUGCUCAAGACUGCGCAGGCCCGUAUAGCCGAACUAGAGGAGUCGAGUGCCCGGUCGAUUGAGGCGCAUCAGAAGAAAUUAGAGGAGAAGUUUGAGGAGAGAGAGAAAGAGGUCGCCCUCCUUGUCAGUGAGGCCAACACCCGCGCAUCUGAGGCCGAUUCGCGAGUUCGCAGUCUGGUGGAAGCCUUGCACGCUGCCCAAUCACAGGUGUUUGACUUGCAAUCGAACCUUGAGGAGGUCAAAGCUGGGAAGUCCAAGGAGUUGGAGAUCCUCGUCGAGGACUUGGAAAAAGCCAACGAGGUGAGUCUCUUUUUUGCUCCGGAGUUCAGUUGUGGUGCUGAAUGCCGUCUGGCGUACACUGCCGACGCCGGGCGCGAGCUGUGUGUUUUCCUCUACAAUACUUGUCGCCUCGACGCUGACAGUCAUCUUGCUAUCUACGCUGGCGAACUGGCGAAUAUUAUUAAUCUGAUGACUCAAGUUCAUUCGGUUGAGGCUGAACGACGCGAGGAAGUGACAAACCUCCGAAGUCGAUUGGAGGCGAGUGAGUCGGCUCUGCAGGCAUCCAGGUUGCUGGCGUCCUCCCUCGAAGCUGACCUCCUGCGCAAAAGUGACUACGAAGAAGUGAAGAAGGAGCUGGAGGUGCUCCGGUCCAUUGAAUUCCAGCAGGUGCAGCAGCACCAGCAGCAGUCCGGCGACCAAUCCAAUGCCGCAGACGAGCCGCUUGAGUUUCGGCUUCGCAGGAAAAACGAACAGCUCCAAAACAGGAUUGCCAGCAUCAGUGCCGACAAGGAUCAAAUGGAGUCCGAGUUGGUCGAGUUGCGUGAAAAAGCCGCCGAUCUGGCCGAACAAAAUGCCCACCAGAAGGCCCUCAUUUCUCGUCUCGAGAAUGACUUGAACGUGGCCAGCACGUGGCGCCAAACCCAGUACUACGAGGGCUCUGGCGUCGUGUCCACUGCCGGCGCGGUAGAGGCCCAGUCACCCUCAUCUCUGGUCGACCUCCUCUCCACCGACCAGGACAUCCACCGGCCGGGGGACUCCUCCAUCCUCUCCAUUGUGCAAGGCCAACGCGACAGACUGCGGGAAAGGAACCGUGAACUAGAAGAGAAUAUGCUGGCCCUGCGACAGCAAGUUGUUUCCGCCCAGACCGAACUGGAAUCGAUUCGUCAGGACAACGUCAAGUUGUACGAGAAGAUCAAGUUCGUUCAAAGCUACUCGCCCGCUGUUAGCCAGCACAACUCGCCUUCAAGUAAGCGUGUGGGCAGUCAAGAGGACGAUCUGUUGACGCGUUAUUCGCAUGCCUAUGAGGCUCGUUUGAAUCCCUUCGAGCAGUUCAGUCAACAGGAGCGCCAGCGAAGAUACCAGUCGUUGCAGCCGCACGAGAAGAUCAUGCACAGUCUCGGAAAAAUGAUCAUCAACAAUCGUGGGGCCCGUCUGGCGACGUUUGCGUACGCGUUGGCGCUGCACUUAUUGGUGUUCCUCGUCCUCUACAAGAUGGUCACUUCAACCGAACCCCUCUGUCCAGCGAACGCCAGCAACAACAACAAUAACAAUGCUCCUAUGCAAUGA